AUGCAAGACCCUCAAAAGACUGUAUCCAGUGUGUACGGGGACGAGAGGGAAUCUGACAUCUAUAAACAGCAAAAAGUGGAUGGACAUGGGGUUAAUGGUGUAGGCAUGUCAAAGAGAUACAAAUGGUCCAUUAAAGAAAAAAAGAAGAAAAAGAACAAGAACAAGGACAAGAAGAGAAAACGAGAUGAUGAUGAAGAUAAGAUGGAUAUCGUUGGAGGCUGGUGGUCAGUGAAGAGUUUUGGUGAGAUCACAGGAACAGUGGCCAUUGAGAUGCACAAAAACUCCUACAUUCAUGCAAUGGAUACUGGACUCUUCACUGUAGGAGCUCCACAUAAAGAUGAUGAAGGCCCAGAUCCUCCAGAACAGUUUACUGCCAUCAGACUCUCAGACUCCAGGAUAGCACUAAAGUCAGGCUACGGGAAGUAUUUUGGUAUAAACUCAGACGGUGUUGUGGUUGCUCGAUCAGAUGCCAUCGGCUCCAGGGAGCAGUGGGAACCAGUGUUUCAGGAUGGUAAAAUGGCCUUGCUUGCUGCAAACAGUUGUUUCAUCUCGUACAGUGAGAGUGGAGACAUAGUGGCCAAAAACAAGACAGCUGGAGAGGAGGAGAUAAUCAAGAUCCGUUCAUGCACAGAAAGAGAGGUGAAGAGAAAAGACGAUAUAGCAGAUGAAGACAGGGGUGAUGUCAAGAACUGUGAGGUCAACUAUGUGAAGAAGUUCCAGAGUUUCCAGGAUCGGAAGCUGAGGGUGAAUGAGGAAGACAGCAGUUUGCUGAAAACAGCCAGAACAGAUGGAAAAUUCCACGAGGCACUGCUAGACAGGAGAGCCAAGAUGAAGGCUGACAGAUACUGCAAGUGAAUCCAGAAGUGUUUUUUUUUUCUUCUUCAUCGAUUAAAUUUUACAUUGGCAUGGAAUCACUGCCAUUUUUUUUUUAUAAUAAACCUAGUCACUUUUCACAAGAAAAUGUUUUGUUUUGUUGUUGUUUUUAGAUAGCCUAUAAGUUAUAUUGUUAUUAGAUAUGUCUAACAGACAUUUCUUGUUGGAUGACGGACCAUCACCUUCAACUCAACCUGGCUAAGACA
Molecule: messenger RNA, 1079 nt
Organism: Sinocyclocheilus rhinocerous
Lineage: Eukaryota; Metazoa; Chordata; Actinopteri; Cypriniformes; Cyprinidae
Product: protein FRG1-like
Exons: 10
Coding region: 1-855 (284 amino acids)
Cellular component (GO): striated muscle dense body; nucleolus; catalytic step 2 spliceosome
Molecular function (GO): actin filament binding
Source: RefSeq, a predicted model, not a curated record